CCAACACGCUGCCAUUGCCUACACCUGGCACAGGGUCUCUAAAGGACACAGUGUUUGCCAUUUUGACUCAGACCAACGCUGCUGAGCUCCCGCUCUGCAACACCCAGGACAGCAGACCAAAACACCAUGGGAAAUGAUACAACAGAUUUCACCGAUUUGCCAUAUACAACAGAAUUUGACUAUGGCGAUUCGAUACCAUGCAUGGGAACUGAGGAAAAGCACUUUGCAUCAAAACUUUUGCCACCACUUUAUUCUUUAGUGGUGAUAUUUGGCCUGAUAGGCAACAUGCUCGUUAUCCUUAUCCUGGUAAAAUAUAAGAGGUUGAAGAGUAUGACUGACAUCUACCUGCUCAACUUGGCAAUUUCCGAUCUGCUGUUUGUAUUUUCUCUCCCUUUUUGGGCUUAUUACGCAGUUCACGACUGGAUUUUUGGGGAGGCGCUGUGUCGAAUUCUCUCAGGUGUCUACCUCCUUGGCUUCUACAGUGGCAUCUUUUUCAUAAUCCUGUUGACCCUGGACAGGUACUUGGCCAUAGUGCACGCGGUGUUUGCUUUAAAGGCCAGGACAGUUGCCUACGGCACCCUCACCAGCAUCGUCACCUGGGCUGUUGCUGUUUUAGCUUCUGUUCCUGGGAUAGUGUUUCACAAAACUCAGAAGGAAAGUUUACGUUAUACUUGCAGUGCUCAUUAUCCAAGUGAUUCCACAAUAAAUUGGAAGUACUCCUUUAUUUUAAAGAUGAACAUUCUGGGACUUAUUGUUCCAAUGCUCAUUAUGAUCUUCAGUUACUCACAAAUUCUUAAAACAUUAUUGAGAUCUAAGUGUGAGAAAAAACAGAAGGCAGUCAGACUUAUUUUUGUGAUCAUGAUCUUUUACUUCAUCUUCUGGACACCAUUCCAUAUUUCUUCUUUUUUGCAUACAUUUCAAGGUUCACUUUUCACUCCAACUUGUGAUAUCAAAGGCCAACUGGAGAAAGCAAUUCAAGUGACAGAAACAAUAUCAAUGAUCCACUGCUGUAUCAAUCCUGUGAUCUAUGCAUUUGUUGGAGAAAAAUUUAGGAAAUAUCUUCACGCCUUUUUCCAAAAGCACGUUGCAGCUCACCUUUGCAAAAAGUGUCCAAGUCUGUAUCAGGAAAAAUUAGAAAGAGUCAGUUCCACAUUCACAGCAUCCACUGCAGAUCACGACAUCUCUACUGGACUGUAAAAUUACAUCAGAACAUUAGUUAGUAAAUGUUGCACCACUUGCUUUGCCUUAAGGACUGCCUGAUGUUAUUUAAGAUCUUUAUGUCGACCACUACUGAAAACUGUAUGACCCUCAAUUCUUGUGGUUUAGUGUUCCCUGGAAUUACAGCAUUUUCCAUUGUUAAACUAAGAGAAUCAAUGAGUUCUCCAGGAAAUAUUAGUACCAUAGCUGUAGCACAUCAAGAUUUGAAUGGUACCCAGAAUAGUAUGAUUCUGUUUCUUUACAAAAAUUCUAUCCAGUGAGAUUUACCCCGGGGAAAUACAAUAUUGCAAAGGGUAAGGAGUAUUAGGUCAUCUCACAAGAUCCAUUUCUGUUAGUGAACACUGUAAGAUAAACACCAGGAGGAAGCUUUGGGGAUUGAUCUACCUGUUUAGUAUUCAACCUUAGUGAAGUACCUUUUGGAAGUGUCUGUAUUCUUUCUGCAACAUGGUCAAGCCUUUGAUAAGGAGAGGCUUUUAGUUUUCUUUGUUUUUCCCUCCUACUCCUUAUUUUCCCCACGUGAAUAAAAGAUAUUUAAAUAAAAAGGAAUUUAAGGAUUAAUAUGAGUUAUAUCAAGAUAAUAUCUCUCCUCUGAUGGGAGAAUUGACUGACCUUUAUCUUACUGGGACCAUUUAACCCAAGGGUUUAUCAGUUAGCUAACAGUGUAGCCAUUUUUGAACAUAAUCUUCUCAACUACAGACUAAGUUAUAGUAUUUUGAUUUUAGUUUUUUAAUUUUAUGUCUACCAUAUCACUGUUCUGUUACUGACGUCUUCCAAAGUGGGCUGUUAAUCAGCAAUAUUGUGAUUUUUGUGGGUGAAAUUUUUCAUGUAACUGUACACACCAACUGCACAAGACAAUGAUGCCAGCCUAAAAAACAUUAGCUUGUUUCUGACAAAUCAUAUCCCUCCAAGAAAAAAACCACUUAACCAAUAAAAGCACUUCAGCAAAGAUCUACAAGGCCAGAAUGAAAAUUACCUCAGCAUUUGCUAUGCAAGAUUCAGUAUGAAAAAAAUACCACGAACAUCUGAAGGAUUUUGGAGACUAUGAUACAGCACUGAGAGGAGGCCUUCCUAGCUCUGGACAGACAAACCAAGUGUGUAGAAGAAGAGUUUAUGUGGCAACACAUGACACAAGUGUGUCAAGUUAGGUUUCUGUAUGAGAGAAACAUGCUCUUCGCACAUACAGCAAGUUUGAUGUUUGGGAAACACUUUUAGGAAGACAGUAGCCUUAGAACUGCAAAAGCAGCCAACUCCAGAGGAGUCAUAUUUGCUCUGUCUUCCCAGGAGAAGAGUGCCUCUAGCCAACUGGUGCCUCAAUUAGAACCGCAUGGUGAUUGAAGACUCAAGACCUUUAUGCUCUAUGUUGUCCUAUGUCCAUACACUUAUUCCAUUAUUAGGAGUUUCCCUGUAAAAGAAAGUGCUAUUCUAGGGACACGGUGCUAACAGCGAAGAGAAAGGAGGGGCACAGUAGAGAGUUUCUUACUUCAAACUGUAUGGAAGUGCAGGGGAGCACUCCUUAUGCAAGUGAGCUGUCCUUCCCUUUUUCUCCCCAUUUAUUUCAAAGGGCACUGCUCAUGUAUGUAAGGACUUGCUUAUGGAAAUCUGAAGGGGCAAGUUCAACCAACUUCCAGCAAGGUAAGGAUACCAGAGGGGACUCCACACUACUUAACAUUGAGCAUGUGAUGUAGAUGUCUAAAUUACAGCAAAUCUCUUCAAGGUGCCUCAGUGAGGCACUCAGUAGAGAAUAAGAAGUACCUGGGGCAGAAGCAGACAUAGGAUUUAAAUAGUCUCAGAGGAAGAUUACCUGUCCAGCUGUAGAAGGACCUGGAAAUGCCAGCCUCUUAAUUUAGGUAUCACAUGCCUUAAUUUAGGUGGUGCAGAUACUCUUCCCCCUCUAGCCUUAUAAUGCCUAGGCACGCUUCUAUUAGUUGUUAGUUCUUAUCCUAUCAGCUGUUAUUAUCUGGUCCCAUCAGCUGUUAUUACCUGGCCACUACCUUGUGUGGUUUAUAGCCACAGAUAGACUAAAUGAAAGACCAAAAUCUACCCUCACAGUAAACUUUCUCGCUUGGAAAUAAUAUUUUCUUUUAUUUUGUACUUCUUACUGAAACAAAGUAAAAGCACCUUUUCAAUAUUAAAGUAUAAAUUAGUUCAGCAUAAUACAAACCUUGCUGUAACUGUGAUAUUACUACUGCUGUAUUCUAUUUUAAAUCAUUAUCUUUUUGGAAUUAAGUGUCUUCCUGUUUUCAUGUUAAUGCAGUGAAAUUAAUAAAAUCUGUGUCUGGAAAAUUGUA
Corapipo altera (White-ruffed manakin) is the source of this 3506-nucleotide messenger RNA. RefSeq names its product C-C chemokine receptor type 5-like. The transcript has 2 exons. Gene Ontology annotation, biological process: positive regulation of monocyte chemotaxis; chemotaxis; G protein-coupled receptor signaling pathway. Gene Ontology annotation, molecular function: C-C chemokine receptor activity. Gene Ontology annotation, cellular component: cytoplasm; membrane. The coding region runs from base 127 to 1197 and encodes 356 amino acids. The record is from RefSeq and is a predicted model, not a curated record. Lineage: Eukaryota; Metazoa; Chordata; Aves; Passeriformes; Pipridae.